AUCGCUGGCGCGCUGGACGGCGGUGCGGCGUGACCUGGCGUGAUUUGCGGCGCCGCUGCAAGGCGAGAGCGCGCGGCCGCGGCCCAGCGGGGUUGGCCGCCAGCCUGCCUGCACCCGACAGCGACCACUAAGAAAAAAAAAAAUGGCCCUGUUAGCUCAACAGAUACCCAGAUGGUUCAACUCAAUUAUACUGAGUAGCUUCAUUAAAGCCGCACAAAUCACCGCACACUGUGCGAGACCAGGAAAAAUAUUGUCAAGUGGCUUCUCAACUCAGGCUCUCUUGUCCCCUGAUACUUGCUUUCUCCAGUGGGGAAUUAAGAUUUGCAGGACUUCCUCCUCGUGGAAUAGUUUCCAGUCUGCCAACUCACAUGGGCAAGAGAGUUCUGGCCAAAGCAUUAUGUGUCCUUCAGUGAGUAACCAGCCAGAUGGAAGACCCAGUCUUGAAUCAGAGCUGCCUCUUGAAGGGCUGGACGACUUACCUCCACUGUCUCCAUUACAGCCAGUUUCAGAGGAGGACGCUAUUCAGAUUGAGGCACACCCUCUGUUGCCCCUAUCCUCCUUCACCCUUAGAGACUACGUGGAUCAUUCUGAGACUCUGCAGAAGCUAGUGCAGCUUGGAGUGGAUUUGUCUAAGAUAGAAAAACAUCCAGAUGUAGCCAACCUCCUUCUAAGGCUGGAUUUUGAAAAAGACAUUAAGCAAAUACUCCUAUUUAUUAAAGAUGUGGGUUUAGAAGAUAACCAACUGGGACCAUUUCUGACAAAAAAUUAUGCUAUUUUCUCUGAAGACCUUGAAAAUCUUAAGACCAGAGUAGCUUAUCUACAGUCAAAAAAUUUCAGUAAGACAGAUAUUGCACGGAUGGUCAAAAAUGCACCAUUUCUGUUGAGCUUCUCUGUGGAAAGACUAGAUAACAGACUGGGAUUUUUUCAGAAAGAACUUGAACUGAGUGUGAAGAAGACUAGAGAUCUGGUUAUUCGUCUUCCAAGGCUAUUAACAGGAAGCCUGGAGCCUGUGAAAGAAAAUUUAAAGGUUUAUCGACUUGAACUUGGUUUUAAACAUAAUGAAAUUCAACACAUGGUCACCAGAAUCCCAAAGAUCCUAACUGCAAACAAAAGGAAACUUACGGAGACUUUUGAUUACGUACACAACGUGAUGAAUAUUCCCCACCAUAUCAUUGUCAAGUUCCCACAGGUAUUUAAUACAAGAGUAUUUAAAAUUAAGGAAAGACACUUAUUUCUUGCCUACUUGGGAAAAGCGCAGUAUGAUCCAGCAAAACCUAAUUAUGUCUCUUUGGGCAAGUUUGUAUCAAUUCCUGAUGAAGUAUUCUGCAAAGAGAUAGCCAAAGCUUCAGUAAACGAUUUUGAGAAAUUUUUAAAAACUCUUUAGUUUUUGAUGAAUGUUUAAAUAUAUUCUUGUAAAGUAAAUACAUACAUGAAUAAAUAAUAUAUUUUUAAAAAUAAA
Messenger RNA from Psammomys obesus (fat sand rat), 1459 nucleotides. It is a transcript of the gene Mterf3, whose product is annotated as mitochondrial transcription termination factor 3. The transcript is spliced from 8 exons. NCBI's taxonomy places the organism in Eukaryota, Metazoa, Chordata, Mammalia, Rodentia, Muridae. Bases 143 to 1384 code for a protein of 413 amino acids. The record is from RefSeq and is a predicted model, not a curated record. Gene Ontology annotation, biological process: regulation of DNA-templated transcription; mitochondrial ribosome assembly. Gene Ontology annotation, molecular function: double-stranded DNA binding. Gene Ontology annotation, cellular component: mitochondrion.